Scomber japonicus (chub mackerel) is the source of this 1653-nucleotide messenger RNA. It is a transcript of the gene chrng, whose product is annotated as cholinergic receptor, nicotinic, gamma. NCBI's taxonomy places the organism in Eukaryota, Metazoa, Chordata, Actinopteri, Scombriformes, Scombridae. Gene Ontology annotation, molecular function: acetylcholine-gated monoatomic cation-selective channel activity; transmembrane signaling receptor activity. The transcript has 12 exons. Gene Ontology annotation, biological process: regulation of membrane potential; signal transduction; nervous system process. The coding region runs from base 1 to 1653 and encodes 550 amino acids. Gene Ontology annotation, cellular component: synapse; neuron projection; postsynaptic membrane. The record is from RefSeq and is a predicted model, not a curated record.
AUGGAUUCUAGACUUCCUCGCUCCCUGUUACUGCUCGUGGGGGUGUUUAUGAUUUCUGCCACAGCCUCAGCAGUCAACCUCGAGGGGGAACUUUUCAAGGAUUUGAUGAAAGGUUACAACAAGAAUGUCCCGCCCAUGGAAAAGAGUGGGGAUAUCAUUCAGGUCGACAUCAAGAUGACGCUCACCAACCUCAUCUCCCUGAAUGAAAAGGAAGAGGCCCUGACAACAAGCGUUUGGAUAGAAAUGCAAUGGUGUGACUACAGGCUCAGAUGGGACCAACCACCCAGGUCAGCUUUGUAUGGGAACAUCACAUCUGAGCUGCGUAUCCCCUCUAAGAGCAUAUGGCUACCUGACAUCAUACUGGAGAACAAUGUGGAUGGACAGUUUGAGGUAGCACUUUACUGCAAUGCACUGGUGUCUCCUAAUGGCUGUGUAUACUGGUUGCCUCCUGCCAUCUACCGCAGCUCUUGUUCCAUCAAAAUCAACUACUUUCCCUUUGACUGGCAGAACUGCACCAUGGUGUUUCGCUCACAGACUUACAGUGCCAAUGAGAUUGAACUUGUUCUCAAAGAGGAGGAUAACCACACAUUGGAGUGGGUGGAUAUUGAUCCUGAGGCUUUCACAGAGAAUGGAGAGUGGGUCAUCAAACACAGGCCGGCUAAGAAAGUGAUCAACAAUCAGUACACUAAAGAUGAACGGGAGUACCAGGAGGUGGUCUUCUUCCUCAUCAUCCAGAGAAAGCCCCUCUUCUACAUCAUCAAUAUCAUUGCUCCCUGUGUGCUCUUCUCUUCCCUUGGUCUGCUUGUUUACUUCUUACCUGCCAAAGCUGGUGGUCAGAAGUGCACCAUGUCUAUUGCCAUUCUUCUGGGCCAGACUGUGUUCCUUCUCCUUAUCGCUAAGAAGGUGCCAGAGACUUCAAAGGCUGUGCCACUUAUUGGAAAGUAUCUGAUGUUUGCGAUGUCAUUCACCACCAUGGUAGUGAUGAACUGUGUGAUCGUUCUCAACGUAUCUCUGAGAACCCCAAACACUCACAUAUUGACAGACAAAGUCAGAAAGGUCCUUCUAAACAUCCUCCCUCGACUGCUGAGGAUGCAAAUGCAGCCCUGGAAACCAAACAAUGACAACACUUCAGAAACUGACAGGAAUGGUGUGUUCCUGGUCCCCUGCCGACGCCGCAGCUCCAUGACACUCAUCAACAAGGCGGAGGAAUAUGCAACGAAAACAGCUCGGACUGAACUCAUGUUUGCCAAGCUCAAAGAGAGAAAUGGAUUGAUGAAAUCAGUAUUGGAGAAGCUACAUGAGGGGCUGGUUGAGGGUACGGCUGAGCAGCUCAGUACCAGUCUGGCAAAGGCUUCUCCAGAAUUGAGGCAAUGUGUGGCUUCGUGUAAACAUAUAGCUGAAACUGCAAGGCAUCAGAAUGACUUCCAAAAUGAGAAUGAAGAGUGGUUCCUAGUCGCCCGGGUGAUUGACAGGGUUUGUUUUCUUGCCAUGGCUUUGGCCUUUUUUAUCGGCACAGUCGGGAUCUUCCUAAUGGGCCAUUUCAACCAGCCUCCCUCCUCACCUUUCUUUGGUGACCCCAAAAAGUACCUGCCUUCAAUGUACAAUCUCACGGAUCUAACUGAGAGUGGAAUAGGAGCGGACCUCCUGGGGUGA